Messenger RNA from Rhizopus microsporus ATCC 52813, 339 nucleotides. Its product is annotated as glutaredoxin. Bases 1 to 339 code for a protein of 112 amino acids. Gene Ontology annotation, cellular component: cytoplasm. Gene Ontology annotation, biological process: cellular response to oxidative stress. The transcript has 2 exons. NCBI's taxonomy places the organism in Eukaryota, Fungi, Mucoromycota, Mucoromycetes, Mucorales, Rhizopodaceae. Gene Ontology annotation, molecular function: glutathione disulfide oxidoreductase activity. The record is from RefSeq and is a predicted model, not a curated record.
AUGUCUGCCAUUGCCAAUGGAGUAAAAGAAUUUGUAAAGAAAGCUAUUGCUGAUAAUAAAGUGACAAUUUUCAGUAAAACUUAUUGUGGCUAUUCUAUUCGAGCCAAGGACUUGUUUGACGAUAUCAAUGUAGGCUACAAGGCGAUAGAAUUAAAUGAACGUCCUGAUGGUGUGGAUAUUCAAGAAUGUUUGAAAGAGUUAACCAAACAGAGCACUGUACCCAACGUCUUUAUUAAUCAACAACACGUUGGUGGUUACAGCGACCUUGAAUCUGCUUAUACAUCUGGAAAACUAAAGAAGCUGCUACAAGAAGCAGGCAUUGAUACUAAGAACUUGUAA